AUGGUUUCCAAAACUGAACUCCCGAAGGAACCAAAAGUAUGGGCUACUCUGGUGACAAACACCGAUUAUCUCAAAGGUGUCUUGACGCUCAACUACCGUCUCCGUUGUGUCAAGUCAAGAUACCCUUUACUAGUCCUGUACACCAAUGCACUCUCUGAAGAAGGUCUCGACGUUCUCAAGAAACGAGACAUUAGAACACUAGAAGUUCAACGCAUAUCACCAACCACCUCGCGAGACUACCUUGAAGAUUCGCGGUUCACUGAAUGUUGGACUAAACUGAUCGCAUUCUCUCUCACCGAUUUCUCGCGAAUCGUCCUUUUGGACUCUGAUAUGUUGCCACUCCACAACAUGGAUGAACUGAUGGACAUUGAGCUGGAUGCUCCCUCUGAUGAAACUGGAGAUGUAACUCAGAGCAACAAGCUUUUUGCUGCUUCCCAUGCUUGCACUUGCAAUCCCCUCCGAAAAGCGCAUUACCCACCAAACUGGAUACCAGCAAACUGCUCGUUCACAUCGCAGCACGACAAGCCCGAGAUCGCUCAGACCCACGGAGCUAGUCUAUCCACAGGUUUAGGUAAACUGAACAGUGGACUUCUCGUUAUCAACCCCUCCAAGUAUCUCUUCGAUCAGAUUCUCGCAAAGAUGGAUGAUCCGAGCUGUUCAGAGUACAAGUUCCCUGACCAAGAUCUCCUCGCAGACGUAUUUAAGGACCGCUGGGUAGCUUUGCCAUACAUCUACAACGCCUUGAAGACCAUGCGCAACCCCAGUGUCCAUGGAGCAAUCUGGCGUGAUGGUAGGGUGAAGAAUGUUCACUACAUUUUGAGCCCCAAGCCUUGGGAUGAGUUAGCGGCUGAUGGUUCGUGGGCUGGUGGGCAGGAAACUCACAAGUGGUGGCAUGAUGCUUACAAGUCGAUGCUUGCAGAGGAAAAGGCUUUGGGUUUGUAG
Messenger RNA from Fusarium graminearum PH-1, 942 nucleotides. RefSeq lists its product as uncharacterized. The transcript is spliced from 2 exons. NCBI's taxonomy places the organism in Eukaryota, Fungi, Ascomycota, Sordariomycetes, Hypocreales, Nectriaceae. Gene Ontology annotation, molecular function: glycosyltransferase activity. The record is from RefSeq and is a predicted model, not a curated record. Bases 1 to 942 code for a protein of 313 amino acids.